Molecule: messenger RNA, 4959 nt
Organism: Zonotrichia leucophrys gambelii
Lineage: Eukaryota; Metazoa; Chordata; Aves; Passeriformes; Passerellidae
Gene: PAK6
Product: p21 (RAC1) activated kinase 6
Exons: 12
Coding region: 1114-3102 (662 amino acids)
Biological process (GO): protein phosphorylation; regulation of MAPK cascade; intracellular signal transduction
Cellular component (GO): cytoplasm
Molecular function (GO): protein serine/threonine kinase activity; ATP binding
Source: RefSeq, a predicted model, not a curated record
CCAGAAUCUUGAUUAGUAUCUUGCUUUUGCCUUUUGUGUAAAAUGCCACUCAAGGCACUGUGCCAUCCUCUUUGCUGAGCUCACAGCAUCAGCCCACGAUAAAAAAAGGUCCCAGAAAACAUUGACUCACUGCAUCCCAGCAUCCUGACAGGGCUGUGUGUCUGCAAUGAGAUCUCCCCAGCCGGAACUGCGAGGUUUCAAUGGAAUUGGUGUUUGUGAGGCUGCUGUACCUUCCCUGAGUUGUGCUACCACCUGUGCUGCGUGCUGGGAACAGGGGUGGGAGCACUGGGAUCACUGCCCAGCACCUGGCAAGGGGCAGCGCUGCUGAGGAAGCAGCUGGAGCCGGGGGCUUUGCAUGUGCAUGAGGAGUUUUCUGCAGAAGCUUUUAGACUAAAUUGCUGAGAAUUUUUGCCUGAAGCAAGGGAUGUUUCCUGUAUUUAAGACAAGCAGCAACCUGCAGUCAGAAGGAAGAAGGGACUGAAUUUACUCCAGAAGUAUUUCUCUGGGAUCUUUUUUCAAGGGACCAAGAGAGGAGACUGUGAGAAGAAGGCGAGAUGGUCCCAAGACACUGCUGUUGGCAUCUGUCGUUUUCCAUGGAACAGAAAUCUGAGUCUUCUCUACGCUGAGUGCUCCUGUGUCCCAUCUGCUACCACACCCUGAAAUCAAACUCGGCAGCUUAGGUGAAUCAGGCACUGUACAAACAUGUCAGACUUGCCUCCACCCCUUUUUCUUCUCCCGCUUUCUCCUGCCGUCUUUCUCGCUCAAGUUUAUCGACGUGUCAGCGGAUUCCAGUGGCGGAGCAUUCUCACUUCAUCUCUGGUCACGGAGCAAUGAGGAGUCAGGGGGAUGUUUCUGGAAGAGAAGAAAAACUGGGAGCUGGAUUCCUUUGGGAAGGAGUUUGCUUCAUCUUUACUCCUAUAGCCCAGCAACGCCGUCCUCCAAUCGGCUUUGCUGCAUGACAGUGGGAGAGUUUACCUCCAGACCCUUCUUUCUCCUCUCCCUUGGAACUGUCCACCACCAGCAUUGUUGCAGCAGGACUGCCAGGCAUUAAUGCUUUAAUGUAUUUGGGGACAGAGCACUGAAAAAACAGAAGAGCAAUUUGUGUCUGGCACCAUGUUCCGGAAGAAGAAGAAGAAACGCCCGGAGAUCUCGGCCCCACAGAACUUUGAGCACCGUGUCCACACCUCAUUUGACCCAAAGGAGGGCAAAUUUGUGGGCCUGCCUCCUCAAUGGCAGAAUAUUCUGGACACGCUGAGGCGCCCCAAGCCAGUGGUAGACCCUUCAAGAAUCACAAGGAUGCAGCUCCAGCCUAUGAAGACCGUGGUGCGGGGCAGCACUGUGGAAGUGGAAGGCUACAUCUCUGGGUUGCUCAAUGACAUCCAGAAGCUUUCUGCCAUCAGCUCGAACACUCUGAGAGGCAGAAGCCCCACCAGCAGGAGGAGAGCCCAGUCCCUCGGGCUCCUGGGAGAUGAGAGACCCCCAGACAUGUACCUUCAGAGUCCUGAAGGAGACUGGGCAGACAAGUAUGGGAACUACCUCAACUGCAAUGGUGGGUCCAAGGUGGCCCGGAGGCAGACCAUGUGGCCGGAUUACAAGCCCCGCCUGGAAGGGCAGUCUCAUCCCAACGGCAUGGUGACAAAAGCCCAGUCCCUGGGGCCCUCGGAGUUCCAGGGCGCCGAUGGCAGCUGUGUGCAGCGCAUCUCUGGGCUGCAGCACGUGCCCGCUGUGCCAGGGGACAGCGACACGGCCAUGAGGAGCCCGGAGGAGGGCUGGCUUCAGCGCCAGCCCAGCGCCAGGCCCUCGGGGGAGGGCAGCCCCAACUCCAAAUCGCGGGAGAACAGCCUCAAGAGGAGGCUCCUGCGCAGCGUGUUCCCCUCGUCCAGCACCUCAAACAAGCCGGGCCCUCCCCUGCAGAUCAAGCCUAAUGCUUUCUUCAAGCCCCAGCAGUGGGGUUCCCCGCACAGCCCUGCAGCCAAAGCCCAGUCUCUCCCCCCAGACCAACCUGCCUCCGAGUUCCCCAGGAUGAUCUCCGAAGCUGGGACCCCCCAGAAGUCCCCAACAGCAGAGAAGGCUGUGGCAGUGCCACCAGGCCGACCCUCCCCAGCAGGGUCCCCCAGGAACAGGCAGACCCAGACCAGCUCCAGCAACCUCCACCUGCCCCAGGACUCUGCUGGGAAGGGGCAGCCAGCCAGUGAGGACCCUGUGGUUGUGACUCACGAGCAGUUCAAAGCUGCCCUCAGGAUGGUUGUGGACCAAGGAGAUCCCAGGGCACUGCUGGAAAACUACAUCAAGAUUGGGGAGGGCUCCACAGGAAUCGUGUGCAUCGCUCGGGAGAAGCACUCGGGGCGCCAGGUGGCCGUGAAAAUGAUGGACCUGAGGAAGCAGCAGCGCCGGGAGCUCCUCUUCAAUGAGGUGGUGAUAAUGAGGGACUAUCAACAUGUCAACGUCGUGGAGAUGUACAAGAGCUACCUCGUGGGAGAAGAGCUCUGGGUGCUGAUGGAGUUCCUGCAGGGAGGAGCCCUCACAGACAUCGUGUCUCAGAUCAGGCUGAACGAGGAGCAGAUUGCCACAGUGUGUGAGUCGGUGCUGCAGGCCCUGACCUAUCUCCACUCUCAGGGGGUCAUUCACCGAGACAUCAAGAGCGACUCCAUCCUUCUGACGUUGGAUGGCAGGGUCAAACUCUCUGAUUUUGGCUUCUGUGCUCAGAUCAGUAAAGAUGUACCUAAAAGAAAAUCCCUGGUGGGUACUCCUUAUUGGAUGGCUCCAGAAGUCAUUGCAAGGAUACCAUACACCACCGAGGUGGAUAUCUGGUCCCUGGGGAUCAUGGUCAUAGAGAUGGUAGAUGGAGAACCCCCCUACUUCAGUGAUUCUCCAGUCCAGGCAAUGAAGAGACUCCGUGACAGCCCUCCUCCCAAACUGAAAAACUUCCACAGGACCUCCCCAGUUCUGAGAGACUUCUUGGAGAGGAUGUUGACACGAGAUCCAUUGGAAAGAGCAACAGCACAAGAACUUCUGGAUCACCCCUUUUUGCUCCAGACAGGACUUCCAGAGUGCUUGGUGCCCCUUAUCCAACAGUACAGGAAGCGCACCUCCACCUGCUGACUUUAUAUGAGGGGAAACUCUAGGGAAAAGGAAUGUUUAUAAAAGAAAUAUAUAGAAAAAAUUAAAGAGCCCAGGCAGUCUCAACCUGUGAAUGGUGCUUGGAACUUGCCAGUGAUUGUUUUGGAGGACAAAUGUGAAUCCUGUCCAUGCAUCCUCAGCCUCCUGUGGCUUCUCCUUUGCUGAAGACAAUCAAUACAGACUGGAUCUGAGUGAGACCAAGUCUGUCUCAAGGAUAAAGCGGGUAUUCCAUGGCUUGCAGGUCACUGCUGCCGAAGGAUGGCAUUCGAAAGUGGAGUCUGAAGUUGUGUUUCUGAAUGUCUGUGGGUUUCUGCACACCCAGGCUGCUGACUACUGAGCUGGAACGAUAUUCCCCACUUAGAAAUGUGAUCUUUGUUUCCUUCAUUGUGCACUGGAGCCAUGAGCUGACUCACUUUGGGGCACAGACCUCUUUAAACUGUCAAUGCACAAAGACCUUUUUUUUUUCCUCUGAGACCUUUUCACAGAUUAUUUUAAUUUCCCUUGGUUAAAUAUGGACCUAGAAACCUGCACACCCUUCCUUAGGGAUCAGAUGUGAUAUGUAUAUAUUUGUUUCUAAGUGGCUCUCUUGCAUCAACAUGCUUCUCUUUUGCUGCAGAAUGUGUAUGGUUUAGUGGUCAAUCUUGAAUUCAUUUCAUGAUUUUAAACUUUUGGAGGGGGAAACCCUUGGAUACAGUCCUCAAAGUGGACUCUAUGAAGACCAGGUGCUCUUACCACCAGGAUCUUAUGGUUAAAAAUUCACCAUUUGCAACACCUUGUGUGCUGGUUGGAAUGUGAACAGCAUGCUCCUGUGGCUUGCCUUCCCAGUCCUUUCUCUCUGGAGAGGCUGAGAAGUGCUGCCCUGGUGCAGUUAUUGGGUAGCAUUUUGGGGAUGCUGUAGGAGACCAAAUGGAAAUAUUUGAGCUAUCCUGCAUAUCCCAGGAUUGAUUUUUGUGUUUGUGUGCUGCUGUCUGGCUAUUGGUCUGCCCUUCCCUGUCAGCCCUUUAAUCUGGAAGGUUUCUGGUUGUCUAAACAGCUCUUUCAGCUAUUUUGAUGUAGUUUUAGGUAUUUUGUAUGCUGCACUCUCUGAUCAGUGAGAUCCUCAAGGUAAUUGGACUCUAGGUCGGGAUUAACAUUGUACAGUGAUGGUGUGUGUUGUUGUGAGGUCUCAAGAAAAUAUUUGUAGAUGUGGAGCUGGGAUCUUGUUUUGAAACUCCAGAUACCAAGAUUUUGGACUUUUAGGUAUUCUCAGGACAGUCCUGCUGUCUCAGAAACUGACCUCAGAACUGCAUUUUCUUCAGAAGAUGUUCAUAACCUCUGUCCUCUGCUAUUUGCUCCAGCUACAGAUCCUGCUUCAAAAUUGAAGCCAUGGUUGAUUACUUGAAGUAAUUUGGGAUGGAAUUCAUCUGCACUGCUGCCAGCCAGCAGAGGGUGGGCACCCAGUCUGCAGAAUGUGUAGGUUGGCUCUGUAGCCCAUGGGGAGAGGAACACCCCUGGGCCAACAGCUCCAGAGGUGGUUCAGACAUCUGCUGAAGGACAAAAUCACUCUCUCUCUCACUCAUGGCAGGUAGAGAGGUCGUAGGGGGUUUCUGUAAACUGGAUGUCUAAGUUUGGGCCGAUGGAGUUGGUUGAAAUUAAUUCAUUAAGCUCCUCCUUAGCUGCACUGGAAAAUUUUUGAUGUAAAAUGUUUCUGUAUUCCAGAUAUAUUACUUUUUUUUUAAUGCAAAAAAAGCAGGGCUUGGAAAAGAUUUAUAAUUUGAAACAAACAGUCCUGCCUGUCUUUAGUUGUGAAUCCUUUGCACUUGUGUUUUAAAUUAAAGUAGUUCUUGAUUUAUUCAUAAA